AGUAAGCUGUAAGUGAUUGGAGAAAGAAUGGUUCCUUAGCAGUUGAGCCUUAAAAAAGUGGACAUUUGCCAAGUUGAGUAAUGAAGGGCCGGCGGGGAAAGGAAAGGAAAGGAUAGAGAGAUUGGUUGCGAUUAUUGAUGGGAUUAAUAUUGUCGGGUUUCCCCUCUUCAACCUCUUCUCUCUUCUUCUCUUCUUCUUCCCUUCUCCUCCCCCCUCUCCUAAUACCUAAUCAAUUCCCUCUCUCUCCUAAGAGGUGUCUCUCAUUUUUCUUUAGGAUUAUUAUCAUUAGCCUUUUCCCUGUUUCCCUACCCUCCUCUCCACUCAUCCUAGCGCUACUCUCCCUUGCAGCCACCCGAAAUUUCUCUAGUUUGUCCCCAACUUGCAGCUGUAUGUUCUGCUUCGGCCGUCCCGCCGAUUCCCGAUCCUCCCGAUCUCCACCCCAACGUUGAUCUUCUCUCCCACUGACUCUUCCCCUUCUUUUUCCUUUUGGUCCCCUCCAGGAUAUGCGAGUCGAUCUCCUAAACUAGCUACUGGUUCGAUUGACGGCUGAAACGGUAUACGGUACACACCAUGGCUUGCUCUGCGCAAUCCAUGACC
Messenger RNA from Aspergillus homomorphus CBS 101889, 597 nucleotides. RefSeq lists its product as uncharacterized. The coding region runs from base 138 to 449 and encodes 103 amino acids. The transcript has a single exon. The record is from RefSeq and is a predicted model, not a curated record. Lineage: Eukaryota; Fungi; Ascomycota; Eurotiomycetes; Eurotiales; Aspergillaceae.